Messenger RNA from Fonsecaea erecta, 510 nucleotides. RefSeq lists its product as hypothetical. Lineage: Eukaryota; Fungi; Ascomycota; Eurotiomycetes; Chaetothyriales; Herpotrichiellaceae. The record is from RefSeq and is a predicted model, not a curated record. The transcript has a single exon. The coding region runs from base 1 to 510 and encodes 169 amino acids.
AUGACGACACGCUCUGCUUCCACGGAAGAAGCCACACCUCUGGUCCAGCUGCAUGGGAAACCCGUCAAAUGGGACCGCAUCAGACGGUUCAGUAGACCACCGCCUCAGGCGCAAAAACGAACACGGCGCACCGCCGCCGGAGUGUCUCCGAUAGGCGAGAGGAUUCACCUGGACCUCCAUCCAAACGCCUUCCGGUCGACUGUAGACAUCGACGAACGCAUUCUGUUCUUGACCAAGUCGUAUCUAGACUGGAACUUUUCGUUCUGGACUUCCCUCGGCUUUGCGCAGAGGCAACAACAGCGACGCGACCUCUCAAAUCUCAAAUGCCAAAGUGGUAACGACGUCUCCAGAGUGUUCAACAAAUGCUUCUACAACGCCAUUCCUCUGUUGUUUACGAAUAACACCGUCGAGGCAUUCAAGGAGAUCAACCUGGCCUGCAGUCUCGCGUCCCAUUGUAUCCAGAAAUCCCCGUACUGGAUAUUCCUGCGUCUUCUUCAUCUGUACUCGUAA